Messenger RNA from Sycon ciliatum, 1138 nucleotides. RefSeq lists its product as uncharacterized. The coding region runs from base 77 to 1123 and encodes 348 amino acids. The transcript is spliced from 11 exons. Lineage: Eukaryota; Metazoa; Porifera; Calcarea; Leucosolenida; Sycettidae. The record is from RefSeq and is a predicted model, not a curated record.
GUUUUGAAGAAGAAAGUUGAUCACUCCAAGUGAGAAAUUCUCUUGCUGUUGGGUAUGGAGAGGUGACAGUAGCGUAAUGGCAUCUGCAGCAGUGCGACGUGUAGCUCUUCGGGCGAGGCCUGCCUACCUUCGGCCCAGGCAAUUUUCAGUUGCCCGACAGCUUCGAGUGCCACAGGUUUCUGCAGCGCUGUCUCAUGCGUAUGAGUUGAAUCAAAGUGAAGGAAUUGGUCGAACUCUUUUUGACAAAGUCGUGCACACAAAAGAAGACACUCCAUCAUCAUGGGAUGCUCUCUUUCCAUACAUGUUGAAUGUGUUCCAAAUACAGAAGAAGAGCCCCAUCCCUCUGUUCUUGCAGCUUGACAAGAGAGGGCUGCUUAAGGGCUAUGGGAAGUGCAGCGCUCUCCGCUACUUCUUGCAGGAGAAUGACUCAGCUAUGGUGGAGUACUGCCUCAAAACAAUGGAUGCAGCAGAUUAUGGUGACCGUGUAUUUACGGACGUCAUCUACUAUCUAGAAAAGCAAGGUCGUCAUGAAGAGGCGGACAUGAUCACCAAGCACUCCUAUCAGCUGUGCGAUAGCAAGAGGCUUUUUACGAGAGCGCCUGCUAUGGUCGAAAUUGUGCAGCGGGCUAUCAAGCGGACGCAGCCCUUUGCCAAGUUCGACUCCUCUGAGUGGCUAAAUGUUGCAGAAUUGACCUACCUUUGUCAAGACUUUCAUGAUCAGUCUAUCGACAACAGCAACUGCGAGAGCCGUUUCCGUGCCAAGAACUACAUGACACGGGCUGAGUUCCGGGCCUGCUUUGAAAAAGAGCUGUGGCUUGAGUCGAAUCCUACUGAGUCCUGCUUGUUUGUCAAAGUCGACCAGUUGAACAUAACAGUGCGGCAGGCCAAUGCCACCUAUGUCGGCAAGAUCUCCAAGUUUAUUGAUCAGCUCGUCAAUCAGUUUGAGGUGGGCAUGGUCGACUUCAUCAAGAAGAAGCAGAUGACAGUGCGUGAUAUCCUUGUCCACCCGGAUGGUAUGUUUCCCCUCGGCCGUGCUGUCCAUCUGCCAGGUUUACUACUGUAUAAGUACAAAUAUUCGUUCACGAAAUCUUUCGACAUAUACAUCGCGUGGUGGUACAUAUGACCGGUGGAGAUGCUA